AUAUAUUCAAUUGGAUAUAUACCGACAUAAUUGAUUUAUAUUUUAAUAUUUAAGUGUACAAGUAAAUUAUCAAUACACCUUCACAUUAAGAUAAAGAUCACUCAGUGUUAUUAAUUAAUUUCCGAUGAAAAUUGAUACAAUGAAGUAUAUUUCAGAAUUAUUAGAAAGUAUCAAUCGUUGCUUAUUACCAAAAUUGGAUUUAAAUUUCGAAGAAAGAACAACUCACAUAGAAUUUGAUAUAAGGAAUAAGAAUUUAAGACAUAACUUUCAAUUAUUGGAACAAUGCUUAGGUGAUUUAGAUAUAUUAAAAACAAAGGAGACUUCAGCAAUAAUAUCAUCAUUACUGAUAUUGUAUAAAGAACUCACUUGUGACUGUCCAUGGAAUAACGAAAACACACAGGAAUAUUCUAAAAAAUUAAACAUUUACUUUGAGCUAUUGUGUGGUUUACGGUUAGAUAAUAUAUUACAGCAGAAUACAAAUUUUGAUGUACAAGAAAUAUAUGAUAAAUCACUUGAUGUUUUGCAUGAUAAACUUACUUAUGAUAAUUUUAAGAAAUAUCCUGGGCAAAUUGAAGUUUACUGCUCAAUUGUAAAAGAUUUAAGAAAAUACAAAGUAGGUUUAAAACCACAAAAGAUAUUUCCUGCUUCACUGUUAUUAAUUGAUGAUUACAUCAAUACAAAUAGAAGUAAAGGAUUAAUAUGUUGUCUAUCAAUACUAAGAUGUUUGGAGUAUAAAGAUUUUGAUGGUGGAAAUUACUAUGAAGUUGUAUAUAGGAGUUUAAAGAAAACAUUCAUCGAGAAAGAUGCGGACAUUACAAAAUUGACACAUGCUUGCUUAUUGGAAUUGUGUAGAAUGUUUCCAUCUGAUGUGAAGAAUGCUAAGCUGGAGGAGAUGUACACUGGGAUCCUAGAUCAGUUAUAUACAGAAUCUAAUUUACAGAGGAAAGCGGAAUGUUUUAAAUUCACUAAACAUAUUAUUCAAUUACACAAAAUCAAUUGUGUUAGUAAAAAUAUUUUCAGAACAAUUAUUUGUGACAGUUUAGAUGUGUGCACGAAUGAGGCUGUUGCUGAAAUCCUUUUGCCUAGUACAUUACAGUGCUUGGAAGAAUGGAUUAGAUAUUGUUGGUGUAUAUGGAAGCUGCAUUCUGAUCACAAAAUAAUUUCUAUUCUUUUCAAAGUGUUAUAUGCAUGUAAAGAUGAAGAUUUAGCCACACACAUGCAAAAACUUCUAAUUACAUUGAUUACUCUCUGUAAAACUGAUGAACAAGAACAAAUUAUUGCUGAUUUAGAGAAAGCUAUUGAUAUGGAAAAUAAUGAUUUCAAUACACGUGUAGAAACAAUAAAACAAGAAAUUUAUGUUAAUGAAUGUAUAUUUGAAUAAAAUAUAUCACAUUUAAAAGUUA
Vanessa tameamea is the source of this 1403-nucleotide messenger RNA. RefSeq lists its product as uncharacterized. NCBI's taxonomy places the organism in Eukaryota, Metazoa, Arthropoda, Insecta, Lepidoptera, Nymphalidae. The coding region runs from base 125 to 1381 and encodes 418 amino acids. The record is from RefSeq and is a predicted model, not a curated record. Gene Ontology annotation, cellular component: cytosol; nucleus; TTT Hsp90 cochaperone complex. The transcript is spliced from 5 exons.